Molecule: messenger RNA, 1494 nt
Organism: Penicillium subrubescens
Lineage: Eukaryota; Fungi; Ascomycota; Eurotiomycetes; Eurotiales; Aspergillaceae
Product: FAD-binding oxidoreductase
Exons: 3
Coding region: 1-1494 (497 amino acids)
Molecular function (GO): FAD binding; oxidoreductase activity
Source: RefSeq, a predicted model, not a curated record
AUGCCAUUUUUGCCCUUCCUGAAUAUUCUCGGCCUGAGAAGGGAACUGGAAGGAACACAUGCCGAAAUUUUCACCUGGGGAUGUGAUGGGUACAAUGACUCCAUCAAACAAUGGAGUGACUCGUGCGAUAGACAAGUUGGCGCGAUGGUCCGGGUCACAUCGACUAAUGAAGCAGCCACAGUUGUGCGCUUUGCUGCGUGCCAUAAAAUCCCUUUCACCGUAAAAGGAGGGGGGUACUCCACCACUGGCGCCUCAACAACUCAGGGCGGUAUCGUCUUGGACCUUUCCAACCUACGAAGGGUCCACGUGGAUCCGGUAUCUCGGGUACUUACUGCUCAAGGUGGGGCUCUAUGGGAAGAUAUCGAUGUCGCUGCAGCCCAGUAUAGGCUGGCAGUCGUCGGAAGUACAUUGAACCGCAUUGGGGUGGCAGGAGCAACACUAGGAGGAGGCUAUGGAUGGCUGACUGGCCAAUAUGGCUUAGCGAUUGAUAACUUGCUAUGGGCGAGGAUGAUAUUAGCCGAUGGCAGCGUAAUCACCGCGUCCGAAGAGCAGCAUCAAGACCUAUUUUGGGCCAUUCGAGGUGCCGGACAGAGCUUCGGGGUGGCCAUUGAGUUAGGCUUCCAAGCCCACGAACAGGAUCGCCCUGUAUUCGCUGGAACUCUUCUCUUCUCGGCGGACAACCUACCCGCGAUUAUUGAGUUUGCUAACCAAUUUGAGACUCUUACAAACGGUAAGCAGGGAUUUUGGUUCGGAUUCGCCUCACCUCCCUCAAUAGCCGGAUGCGCCAUCUUCGUGGCUGUCUUCUAUAAUGGGGCCCAGAUGGCUGCACAGCAGUUCUUUUCUCCAUUGUUCUCGUUGGGCCCGAUGGAUAACCGGACCCAAAUGCUGCCAUACGAUAGUCUUAACGGCAUACUGAACGUGUUGGAUACCGUGACCCGCCGCAGAAACCUUACGGGGUUCGAUAUCACUCUUCCUGACGAUGAAAGUGUGGGUCCUCGAAAAAGCCUGCGAGGAUCAAAUAUUACUCUCCCACUGGAAGUUGAUUUUGUCGUAUCCCUUUACACCGAAUUUGAUGUCAUCUUGAAGAAGUUUCCACGGAGCAGGGACAGCAUAUUACUUUUCGAACUCCUGCCAACUACACAGAUCGCCAAAGUUCCUAACGAUGCCACCGCCUUUGCCAGUCGUGGUCCUUAUUAUAAUGUCAGUUCGCUAUUUAGAUGGCAUGAUGCCCAUUUGGACGAGAGAAUACACUCACUGCAACGAGACAUGAUGAACCACAUUGGGACACGUGCAGGUAUCGCAGCCCAGCCCAAUUAUAAGGUUUCCAAACAUGGCACAGGAGUAUAUGCGAACUAUGCCGGACAUGACCUCCCCAUGGAGGCAAUAUUUGGAGACAAUCUUCCACGUCUCCGGGAGCUGAAAAAGAAGUAUGAUCCAAAUAAUAUAUUCAGCAAGUGGCACAACAUCAACGCGCCUCUGGAUACACUGGGAUAG